AUGGCUAUGAAAGAACCUAUUAUGAAAGAAAUAGCAAACAUGAAGAAGUUGGCAAGUUUCAAGGUCACUGAAUUGGUUGAAGAUAUUCCAGAGUUUUCCUUUGAUGUUAGCAGUGUUCAGCUAUGUUCUAUUACUAAAUUUAAUGUCAGUGAAGGAAGGAUUCACCGUGGAGCAUGGCUAUCAAACAAAACAUUCAUAUUUUCUGAUGGACAGAAAGGGAGAUUUUGUUAUGGAAAACUCUCUAAAAAGGAAUGGAAAUUGAUUGGAAUUCAAGAACCAUUGCAGAAUCCAUACGGCAUAUUGCCUGAUGGAGAUGACUUGUUUGUUGCAUGUGUUGAUUCACAAUCCAUUGAUGUGUUUUCUGUAUUUGAUUUCACGAUUUCAAGAACCAUAUACCUUGGAUUUGACACUUUUGGUAUUUCAAGGUUGAAAGAGUAUUUUUACUUGGCCUUUGGCAGCAAGAUUGUUAAAAUUGACAAUGUGGGUAACAAAAUAAAGUCUUUUAAGACAACAGGCUCAAGUGCUUCCAAUAUUCUUACUACAAAGUCUGGAUUUAUUGUGUACACUGACUGGAAGAUUGACAAAGUAAGUGCCAUAACUGACCAAUGGGAAUCCGUCUGGGAAUAUACAAGUCCUGAUCUGAAAAGUCCAUAUGGACUUGAGAGCGAUUCACAAGGAAACAUAUAUGUUACUGGAAUGCAUAGUCAUAAUAUCCAUGUGUUAUCAAAUGAUGGUGAACUAAUUAGGAUAUUUGGCAAUCUCAACAAUCCAGUUUUUGUGAAAAUUGCCAAGAAAAAUAAUGUUUGUUGCAUAUGUAGCAAUUAUGAAACCCUCACAUUUUAUGCAAUGAAAUGA
This is a messenger RNA of Saccostrea cuccullata (small rock oyster), 855 nucleotides long. RefSeq lists its product as uncharacterized. The transcript has a single exon. The coding region runs from base 1 to 855 and encodes 284 amino acids. NCBI's taxonomy places the organism in Eukaryota, Metazoa, Mollusca, Bivalvia, Ostreida, Ostreidae. The record is from RefSeq and is a predicted model, not a curated record.